CUUUUAUAUAUCAGCUCGUGAUUGCCCGCGCCGCCAGCCAGCCCGCCAGCAAAACGCACUCUAGUGUUCUCUGUUUGCAAGACGAAAAAAGAAAAACUUGAUUCUUGAGAUCAACUCUCUCUCUGAUACAUUCGACUACAUAAACAGAUCACAGCCCGUCUUGUCCUUCUUGUCGGUUCAGGCUCCCAUCAAAAGACCACCCUCACCCACAAGCUGAACCAACCAGCCAAAGAAAAAACACCGCAUCCUCAUCAAUUUCUUACACCAUGGGCUCCUCCAAGAGAUCAUCUGCUUCUUCGGCACCAGGAAGCCCCUUUGAUCCCAACUUUUCAUUUGGCCCCAAGCAGCGAGUCGAUUCGUACGCGAGCACAACAUCCACCGGCACGUCGGUCCUCCGUAGGGCAUCGUCCAACUGGAUAAAACCAUCUCCUACAGUCAAUGUCCAUACAACCUGUGGCCGCCAUUCAGAUCAGCUGCUCUUUGGUGGCCCUUCGCUGAAGGACAUGGCGAAAGCGCUCUUGGGCAAGAAGUAAACAACCCCCGCCC
[Torrubiella] hemipterigena is the source of this 546-nucleotide messenger RNA. The record is from the annotation of a GenBank genome assembly. Lineage: Eukaryota; Fungi; Ascomycota; Sordariomycetes; Hypocreales; Clavicipitaceae.